Gordionus sp. m RMFG-2023 is the source of this 3126-nucleotide messenger RNA. RefSeq names its product calcium-dependent protein kinase C-like. The record is from RefSeq and is a predicted model, not a curated record. Gene Ontology annotation, cellular component: nucleus; cytoplasm. Lineage: Eukaryota; Metazoa; Nematomorpha; Gordioida; Chordodea; Parachordodidae. Gene Ontology annotation, molecular function: zinc ion binding; ATP binding; diacylglycerol-dependent serine/threonine kinase activity. The coding region runs from base 102 to 2483 and encodes 793 amino acids. The transcript has 17 exons. Gene Ontology annotation, biological process: peptidyl-serine phosphorylation; intracellular signal transduction.
AUGAUUUGAAAAUCAAAAUUAUAAUGUGAAUUUUUUAUUCUUUUGUGCUAAAUUAAUCUUACAAUUUUCAUUUUUGUUCUUGUAGUUAAUUAAUUUAAAUUAUGAGUAAUGAAGGACAAUCUAAUCUAAAUCAUAGUCCAAAUAAAGGCUUUGAAAGAAGAGGAGCUCUAAGACAGAAAAAUGUAUUUGAAGUAAAAGGACAUAAAUUCAUUGCCCGUUUCUUUAAACAGCCCACAUUUUGUAGUCACUGCAAAGAUUUUAUAUGGGGUUUCGGCAAGCAAGGCUUCCAAUGUCAAGUUUGUUCCUUCGUAGUUCACAAGAGAUGCCACGAAUUCGUUACUUUUAAGUGUCCUGGUGCGGACAAAGGGCCCGACCAUGAGGAUGUCAGGACGAAACACAAAUUCAAAAAUCAUACGUAUAGUUCUCCCACGUUUUGCGACCAUUGCGGUUCACUGCUCUAUGGUAUCAUACACCAAGGCAUGAAAUGCGAAACUUGCGAUAUGAACGUUCACAAGAGAUGCGUGAGUAGCGUGCCCAACUUGUGUGGAUGUGAUCAUACAGAAACUAGGGGGAGACUUCAUAUCUGCAUAAGCCUGGUCAGAUCCCUCGAAUCCAGGGGCGGUAAAACACCAGCCGAAAUGGCCAAUUCAAAUAAGCUGAAUCCGAGUAUGUCUAGAGGCAAGAAUAGCAUGAUCGACGAGGAGGCUAGCGAUAUUAUGACGAUCACAGUCAAAGAAGCCCGCAACCUGAUUCCAAUGGACCCUAACGGCCUGUCCGAUCCUUACGUCAAAAUCAAACUUAUCCCCGCCGAUAGGGAAAGGGAUUCUCACAAACGCAAAACCAAAACUCUCAAGGCCACUCUCAACCCUAUCUGGAACGAAUCCUUCACCAUCCCCAUCAAGGAAGUCGAUAAAGACCGGAGGCUUUCCUUCGAAAUAUGGGAUUGGGAUAGAACCUCAAAAAACGAUUUUAUGGGUGCCGUCUCCUUCGGCAUCUCCGAACUACUCAAUCGAUCCCUCCACGGAUUUUCCCAGAGCUACGGCGGCGAAAAUAACGACGGAACUACUAACAAUACUAAUAUUAAUAACGAAGGUUUGCCUGAGGAAUUUCAUCAUGACCGAAAUUUCGGGAGUUUUAUGACAAGGAUACACAAAGGCGGGGGCGAAGCCGUCAUGGGGGUCAUCGUGGACGGUUGGUUCAAGCUUUUGAGCCAAGAAGAGGGCGCUUUUUACAACGUUCCAGCUUAUGAUGACGUGUCUUCGGAGUUCGCUAAAUUCAGAUCUACCAAAAUGAAAGACGGUUCCUCGGCCUGGGAAUACAAAACCAAAACCAAGCACGUUCUGCAAACUCUGGAAGCUGGCAGUACCCCUGAAAUUUUAUCAAGGACGAUUACCAGAAUCGACAUACACCAGGAAGACGGAUUGAAUACUAAAUUGACCACCGAUAGCUCCAAUCUACCCAACAAAGAUGUUAUAAGGUUGUCCGAUUUCCAAUUCGUGGCCGUGCUGGGAAAAGGUAGCUUCGGCAAGGUUUUAUUGGGUGAAAGAAAGGGAGUUCCGGACGAACUAUACGCUGUCAAGGUUCUCAAGAAGGACGUAGUUAUACAGGACGACGAUGUGGAGUGCACCAUGAUCGAGAAGAGAGUUCUGGCCUUGCCGGAAAAGCCUCACUGUUUGGUCAAGUUACAUUCUUGCUUUCAAACCAUGGAUCGUUUGUAUUUUGUUAUGGAAUACGUUAAUGGAGGUGACCUUAUGUUUCAGAUACAACAAGUCGGAAAAUUCAAAGAACCAGUCACCGUGUUUUAUAUGGCCGAAAUAGCUAUUGGUCUGUUUUACUUGCACAACACGGGGAUCAUAUUCAGGGACUUGAAAUUAGAUAAUAUAUUGUUAGAUAGCGACGGCCACGUAAAGAUAUCCGAUUUCGGGAUGUGCAAGGAAAACAUAUUCGGCAAAAUGACUACUAAAACAUUUUGCGGAACUCCUGAUUAUAUCGCCCCCGAGAUAAUACUUUAUCAGCCUUACGGUAAAUCUGUCGAUUGGUGGGCGUUUGGGGUUCUCAUGUAUGAAAUGUUAGCUGGACAACCGCCGUUUGACGGAGAAGAUGAAGAGGAAUUGUUCGUUGCCAUAACUGAUCAAAGCGUCUCAUAUCCCAAAUCUAUGUCAAAAGAAGCCGUUUCUAUGUGUAAAGGGUUUUUAACGAAAAACCCCGUCAAAAGGCUUGGAUGUGAAGAGGACGGUGAGCGAAAGGUCAGGGAACACCCCUUUUUCCGGAGGAUAGAUUGGAUGCAAAUCGAAAACCGCGAGGUUCAACCUCCCUUUAGACCAAAAAUUCGUCACUCCAAAGAUAUAAGCAAUUUUGAUCCCGAUUUUACCAAAGAAGAACCUAAAUUGACUCCCACCGAUAAAUUAUUCAUCAUGAAUUUGGACCAAACAGAGUUCGCUGGAUUCACUUAUCUUAACCCCGAAUUUGUGCAGCACGUUUAAAAUAAAUUAUACUCGCACAUUUUUUUAGAAAAAAAAUGUUUUAUAAAAUUUCCAACUAACUUCUUACCUUUGCAAAUUCAUCAAUUUUUGAUGUAGUCAAUAUGGUACGAUGCGGUUUAUUAUUUACUUGUAAAUAAAUUUUUAGAAUGUUUAUAAAAAAAACUAUUAUUUAAAUAUAAAAAUUCUAGCAAAUUAUGUGUAAAUGUGAAAAUCCGCCAGACUUCCCAUGCAGAUUAAAUUUUCAUAUUUUAAUUUCCUCGUUCUCUCUUCCUUUUGUAUUUUAUUUGACAAAUACGUCUAAAUAAUGUACAUUAAUGAUCAAUAAAAAUUUUAUUAAUUUUUUAGAAUGAAAUCAUAAUUGAAAAAUAUAAUUGAUUCGAAUAUAUUUCGGAUUUGAGCUAAAUCGUCUUCCUUUAAAAAUCUAUAUUUUUUUAUUUUACACCCCCUCCUCCCCUCACAUCCCCAAACUUUAUUAUUAAUAUGAGCAAUAAUAAAAUUUCAAAAUUUGUUCAUUUUGAAGAAUUUCCAAGAAUUAUAUGUUAUUAUGGCAUUUUCUUAAUAAACUUUUCAUAAUUUUAUAUUAUUUUAAAUGACACUAAUAACUUUAAAAAAAAUACUCUGAUUCUUAAAAAGAAAACUAAUU